AUGCCUCAGCCGAGCUCUGAUCCUCUAAGGGUGUGCAUCACCAUCAUCAGUGGCACUGGGGCUCCUGCGGCUGCUAAUCAGUGGAGGCUGACCAGGCUGGCGGCAUCCCUGAGCGCAGGCUCCCCAGCACUGCCAUGGCCUGGACAGAAGCCCCAUCUUUUUUUUGUAUUGUGGUGUUUUCUGUUGUGGUGUUGUAAGCGGAUGCGGUCGCCAGGUGGCUGGAUCGCGGAGUAUAGCUGGGAGGAGAGAGUGGAGGUGCACAAGAGACCGAAGCGCAGCUCGCGCAGCGGGGAAAGAGAACGGCAGCCCGGGCGAACUCAUCACUAUAAGACAUACGAGCGGUGUCACAUUAGCUUAAAGAGGCUGGAGUGCCGAGAGCGCAGGGCCAGAGAGGCCAGUCUGGAGCAUGGCGGAUAUAAGGGUCGGGUGGACCCGGUCCGGGCGACUGAGAGGGAGAAAGGCGGGAACCAUUGCAGCCAGUCGUCUGCACAUAGAGGACGUAGUCAAUGCAGCAGCAGAGAGCGCCAACAAUCACGCCACCGCAGUCAUUGCUCAGACUCGAGGAGUAAUCGCAGGAAAAGAACCAAGAGUAUUGAGGAUGAUGAGGAGGGUCACCUGGUCUAUCACAAUGGAGACAUGCUAAGAGCAAGAUAUGAGAUUGUAGGGACUCUGGGCGAAGGAGCCUUUGGAAAAGUGGUGGAGUGCCUCGACCAUUCAAAUCAAAUUGAAAGGAUUGGUUUGUAUUUAUUCGAAAUUAUUGAGAUAUGUCGUGAGGCAGCCAUGUCAGAAGUUGACGUGCUUGAGCGGAUAAACUCGCUUGAUGAAGAAAAGAGAUUUGCUUGUGUCCGGAUGCUGGACUGGUUCGAUCACCAUGGCCACAUCUGUAUAGUGUUUGAGCUGCUGGGACUGAGCACAUAUGACUUCCUGAAGGAGAAUGGAUUCAUGCCCUUCUCGCUGAACCAGAUCAGAUGCAUGGCAGACCAGAUAUUUAGAGCUGUGCACUUUCUGCAUCUAAAUAAGUUGACGCACACUGACCUUAAGCCUGAAAACAUUCUGUUUGUGGACUCAAACUACAACAUUAAAUACAACUCCAAGAUGAAGCGAGAUGAGAAGACCUUGAAGAGGUUGGAUGUGAAAGUUGUGGACUUUGGCAAUGCUACCUAUGACCACGAGCAUCACACGUCUUUGGUGUCAACCCGCCACUACAGAGCUCCAGAAGUUAUAUUAGAACUAGGCUGGAACCAGGCAUGUGACGUGUGGAGUUUGGGCUGUAUCCUGAUUGAGUUCUAUCUGGGAUUAACGUUAUUUCAGACUCACGACAGUAAGGAGCAUCUGGCAAUGAUGGAGAGGGUUCUAGGCCCCAUACCUGCACACCUACUCCAGAAAACCAGGAAACGGCGUUAUGUGCAUCAUGACAAAUUGGACUGGGAUGAGCACAGCUCAGCAGGGAGAUACGUGAGGAAACACUGUAAACCUCUAAAGCAAUACAUGUCCUCUAAAACCCCGGAGCACGAGCUGCUUUUUGACCUGCUACAGAAGAUGAUGGAGUAUGAUUCAUCGAAACGAAUCACACUGGAGCAGGCCAUUGGACAUCCCUUUUUCAACCUGUUAAGAAAAGAAAGAAAGUGACUUGGAGGCGACACAAAAUGAACAUUACUGCUCCCAGGGAGACUGCUGCUGACUGUAUCAGUCUGCUUUAAGACUGCCUGCUUCAUUACCUCUGUUCGUAUUUAUUGUCAAUUUGAUUAUAUGAGCCAAAUGUAUAUCUGUACUUUUGGCAAAUUAAACUUGAAUGCUUUGAAUGCACAA
Messenger RNA from Cyprinus carpio (common carp), 1809 nucleotides. Its product is annotated as CDC-like kinase 4b. Gene Ontology annotation, cellular component: nucleus. Gene Ontology annotation, molecular function: ATP binding; protein tyrosine kinase activity. Gene Ontology annotation, biological process: protein phosphorylation; regulation of RNA splicing. Bases 1 to 1629 code for a protein of 542 amino acids. The transcript is spliced from 14 exons. The record is from RefSeq and is a predicted model, not a curated record. NCBI's taxonomy places the organism in Eukaryota, Metazoa, Chordata, Actinopteri, Cypriniformes, Cyprinidae.